Hippopotamus amphibius kiboko is the source of this 1326-nucleotide messenger RNA. Its product is annotated as basic proline-rich protein-like. Bases 1 to 1326 code for a protein of 441 amino acids. The record is from RefSeq and is a predicted model, not a curated record. NCBI's taxonomy places the organism in Eukaryota, Metazoa, Chordata, Mammalia, Artiodactyla, Hippopotamidae. The transcript is spliced from 7 exons.
AUGGGCAGGGGGCUCCCCCAGCCGGGAAGCCCACCGCAGCCGAGCACGCCCUCCGGGAGGCACAGGGAGCAAUUGCAGUUUGCAAAACGGCGCAGCCUGCGGCGCGGCCGCUGCACGCUCGACCCCGGGUCGGGACAUUUUCCUCCGGUCGUGGCCCCCUCCCCAGCGGGCUUGGCUGCGCGGCCAGCGGCACCCCCCCCGCCCCGGGGCUUCCAAGCGCGCUCGCCCGCACGGCGAGACAACCCGCGGAGACGCGAGCUGCGAAAAGGAGCCGGGGGCCGGGCCGCCGCCUGUCAGCGGGUUAAAGAUGGAGCCGGCGGCGAGCGCGCGCCACGAGGUGCGGGGUGGUCCUGGGGGGCGGCGCUGGCGGGCGGCCGCCCGGACCUCCCCGCGCAGCCUCCCGAGGCCUGUCCCGGCCCGGGGCGGAAGGGGCCUCCCGCCGCCCGAGCCGCCGAAGCCCUCGAGCAUGGAGGUCCUGGACGAGUUCGACAGCGAGUUCCCCCAGAGCGUGACCUUCUGCCAGCCCAUCUCCUUGGAGGAGUUCGAGAGGCAGGCAGCGACCUACACGGAGCGCGCGCUGCGCCGCCUCUUCCGCAGCCUCGACCGCAACCCGGCGCUGGCCGAGAGGGUGGUGCGCAAGGGCAAGCUGGCCGAGCCAAGGUCUCCAGUGCCGUCCAGGGGGAGCUGAACUGUUGCAACAGCAUGGGCGCCCCGGAGAUGCAGCAGCGCCUGGAGCAGCUGAAGAGGCGCAUCCACCGCGUGCACCUCUACGCCCAGGAUGCCAGGAAGAAGAGAAGGAAGCCAAAAUCGAGAAAACCAGAACCCAUCCUCUCGUGGGACCGGUCGCGCUCCCCGGGCCUGCCACCAACCCCGCUGCCACCGCCACCACCUGCCACCACCGUGGCCUCCAUGGGGGCCCCAUCACCCGCUGUCUACACUAUGCCCAGGGUCUUUGGCCCCUUCCCUCCGCUGCCCAGCACGUCGCUGGGGAGGCGCCCCUGGAGGAGCCCAGAGCUGCGUGUGUCCUGCCCCACCCUGUCCUGCAGCCGCGUGGUCGACCUGACCCCCUUGGUCCUCAACCCUGGAGGCUUCCACUUCUCCUACUUGGCCGGGAGCAACACGCACAAGCUCCGCUGCCCUGGCUUCCCCUGGACCUCGGCCUGUGGUGGCUCUGCCAGCCCCGAGGAGGUGCCAGCCCUGUCUGUGAAGGCCUCCAUCUUCACCCCACCUGUCCUGCUCAAGUUCCAGCCUGUGCCCAGACCCAAAGAUGACUCAGAGAACGAUCCUGGCAAUGCAGAGUCCGUGCCCCACCAGAGGGACCCGUAA